Messenger RNA from Moneuplotes crassus, 1605 nucleotides. NCBI's taxonomy places the organism in Eukaryota, Ciliophora, Spirotrichea, Euplotida, Euplotidae. The record is from the annotation of a GenBank genome assembly.
AUUAAUUCUAAUUCCAAAUGGAGGAUUCUGGAUCUAGUAAAGACUCUAAGGAGCUUAACGACAGCCAAGACACUGACCCAUCCACAGUAGCCACUGAUGUCGAGGCUUUGAAGAUGGAAACUGACGACCAAGAGAAAAUAGAACAAGCUGAAGAAUUUAAGAAGCAGGGUAACGAAGCUUUCCAAGAUUCAAGGUACCAAGAAGCUUAUGAUCUUUAUACAAAGGCCGCUGAUCUUUGUGUAGGAGGGAAGAAGCAAGCAGUCUAUUUCUCUAACAGAGCUUUUGCAAGCAUUAGGCUUGAAAACUACGGAAUUGCAGUUGUUGAUGCCAAAGCAGCUUUGGAUAUUGACCCUAAAUUUGUAAAGGCAUAUUACAGAAGAGGUUCCGCGUUAUUUGCCCUUGGGAAAUAUAAGGAAUCAGUGAGAGAUUUCCUCAAAGUAUGCAAGAUGUUCCCAAAGAGUAAAGAAGCAAGGACCAAGUAUGCUGUUGCAAAGAAGGCCAAGGUGGAAAUGGAGUUUGCCAGCUGCAUUGCAGUGGAAGAAGUCAAGAUCGAAAUUGAUCCUGAAGAUAUUAUAGUGGAAGAGAGCUAUAGUGGACCUGUUAUCACUAGUAGAGAAGAAAUUAAUGUUGAGUGGGUACUCGCCCUUAUGCAGCACUUCAAAGAAGAGAAGAAACUUCAUAAGAAAUACGUAGUCAUGCUGAUCAACUUCCUCAUGGACUCUACAAAAGAGCAGGAUGCUUUAGUCGAUAUUGAAGUUCCAGAAGACGGUGACAUUACAAUUUGUGGGGAUACUCACGGUCAGUACUAUGAUUUGAUGAACAUUUUUGAAAAGAAUGGGUAUCCUUCAGAGACCAAUCCUUAUCUCUACAACGGAGACUUCGUCGACAGAGGAAGUUUCUCGGUAGAAGUUAUGCUUACCUUGAUUGCUUGGAAGAUAGUCUUCCCUAAUCAUGUUCAUUUGACAAGAGGAAAUCACGAGACUAAGAACAUGAAUAAAAUGUAUGGGUUUGAGGGAGAAGUCAAAGCCAAAUAUGACAUGAAGUUAAUGGAGUUGUUCUCAUACUCUUUCUGGUACCUUCCUCUAUGAUUCUUAAUCAACAAGAAAGUUUUGGUGAUGCAUGGAGGCCUCUUCUCUAAAGAUGGCGUUAAGAUUGAGGAUCUGAGAAAGAUUGAUAGGUUCAGAGAACCCCCGGAUUCAGGACUCAUGUGUGAACUCCUUUGGUCUGAUCCUUGUGAUCAGAAUGGUAGAUAUCCAAGUAAGAGAGGAGUUGGAUGACUAUUUGGACCAGAUGUCUCUGAAAAGUUCUGUGAAGAUAAUGGAUUAGAUUAUGUUGUGAGAUCACAUGAAGUAAAAAUGGAAGGAUAUGAAUUCCAGAAGGGAGGUAAAGUUAUCACAAUUUUCAGUGCUCCUAACUACUGUGACCAGUCCAAAAACAAAGGCGCGUGGGUGAAGUUCAACGGCAAAGACAUGAAGCCAGUGUUUACCCAAUUUGAUGCAGUGCCCCACCCAGACAAAAGAUGUAUGAUGUAUGCAAACCCCAUGUUCUCCCAAGGCAUGUGUUAAUACCGUAAUUUAUUGAGGGUCCAUCCACUUCAGUUUUUGG